UUUGAUUUCUUGGAACAGUUCGAUAACUUGUAUGGAUGUCGUCACUCUCUUCCCGAUGGUUUGAUGAGAGCUACCGAUGUGAUGAUUGCCGGAAAGGUUGCUGUUGUCUGUGGUUACGGUGAUGUUGGCAAGGGCUUCGCUGCUGCCUUGAAACAAGCCGGUGCUCGUGUCAUUGUCACUGAGAUUGAUCCCAUCUGUGCUCUUCAAGCUCUCAUGGAAGGACUUCAAGUUUUGACCCUCGAAGACGUCAUCUCCGAGGCUGAUAUCUUUGUCACCACCACCGGUAACAAGGACAUCAUCAUGGUUGACCACACGAGGAAGAUGAAGAACAAUGCCAUUGUUUGCAACAUUGGUCACUUCGACAACGAAAUCGAUAUGCAUGGUCUGGAGACAUAUCCUGGUGUCAAGCGCAUCAUUAUCAAGCCUCAAACGGAUAGGUGGGUCUUCCCCGAAACCAAAAAUGGCAUCAUUCAUGUUGCCCAAAAUCAAACGUUCGUCAUAGCAGCUCCUCAUCACUGCAUAUUCAUGCAUUAA
Hibiscus syriacus is the source of this 534-nucleotide messenger RNA. RefSeq names its product adenosylhomocysteinase-like. Lineage: Eukaryota; Viridiplantae; Streptophyta; Magnoliopsida; Malvales; Malvaceae. Gene Ontology annotation, cellular component: cytosol. The record is from RefSeq and is a predicted model, not a curated record. The transcript has a single exon. The annotation marks the transcript as partial. Gene Ontology annotation, molecular function: adenosylhomocysteinase activity. Gene Ontology annotation, biological process: L-methionine cycle.